Strongyloides ratti is the source of this 6168-nucleotide messenger RNA. RefSeq lists its product as hypothetical. Bases 1 to 6168 code for a protein of 2055 amino acids. Gene Ontology annotation, cellular component: centrosome. The record is from RefSeq and is a predicted model, not a curated record. NCBI's taxonomy places the organism in Eukaryota, Metazoa, Nematoda, Chromadorea, Rhabditida, Strongyloididae. The transcript has 6 exons.
AUGAAUCAAAAUACUAACCCUCCUGGCUCUAAAAUGAAAGUUUUAUCUAAAGCUGCUUUAAAAUAUUAUCCAGAAGAUUUAAUAAAAAAAGUUGAAAGUGAAGAACAACAACAUUUUUCUAUUGAAAGUUUGGAACCAAUACCUGAAACACCUUUAAAAGGACCACCUUCUCGUAAAGGAAGGAAAAGAGUUUCAGAUGAUUCAUUAACAAAUACACCACAAUCUAAUGAAUCAUUAACUGGACGUGUUCCAAUAACUAAUAAUCAAAAGACAGCAUCACAAAAUAAUUUAACCACUAAACCUAAAUCAACUCAAAGAACAAAAAAACGCGAUGGUGGUGUUGGUUUAUCAGCUACUGAGCAAAAUGUACUUAAAAUUCUAGCUGCAAAUGCUCAAGAAUUAGGAAACCAAAAAGUACCACCAAUUACUAUACAACGUUCACAAACAAAUAUUAACACUGCUAAAAUUGUACCAGAAAAAAAACAAUUAACACAACAAAAUAUAAAAGGAAUAACAAACGAACAAUCUAAAAAUAAUUCUCCUCAUAAAACAAUAAUUCCACGAACUGCUGGACAUCCUCAAAAUGUUUCAGCAAUUUCUAAAGCAAGUCUCGAGUUGACCCCUAAUAUUACACCUAAUAUAAAAAGUAAUAUAACAAAAAGUGAUGUUGAUUUUGUUCCACAACUUGCUCCACAACGUAAUAAAUCUACUGGACGUAUUUCAACACCUAAAAUUGAACCUGAAAUUAUUAGAACAAUUCCUAAACUUGUUACUACUAAUUCACAAACAACCCCAAUUGCCCCAACACAUUUAGUUAUUACUCCACCACCUAAAAGAACUGUUAACACACCAAUGCAAAGAAUACAACCUAUGAGACCAAUUAAAUCACCCGAAUAUCAAAAUUCAUUAAAAAUAACCACUAAUAACCAACAAGAUAAUAAUACUAAUACAUUAACAAUCUCUCCACCACCAAUAAAUUUAGUUAAUAAACAAAAUACCCAACAAUCCACACAAAGUAAUGUUGCAGCAGCAGGUCAUUCUUUACCACCAUCUAAUAUUCAGGUUUCUCCACAGCAACAAAGUUAUAUUCAACAACAACUUUUACAACAACGUCUUCAUCAACAAAAUCAAAAAAUAAAACAAACACAGCAACAACCUUCCCAAAUUCGUGUACAGACACCAAAACAGAUACAAAAAAUUCAACAACAACAACAAACACAACAUCAAAAAAUACAACAAGAACAAGCUCAGCAACAACAACAUGUUAAAAGAGAAAUUCAGAAACAACAAAUCCAACAUCAUCAGUUUCAACAACAACAACAAAUUAACCAACAGCUUCAACAUCUUCAAAGUCAACAAUUUCAACAACAGCUUCAACAACAAAAUCAAAAUACAAUUUUAACUACAAAUAUUCAAUUCCAAGAAACAAUAAAAAAAUUACAAGAACAGCAAAAAAUUAAAGAAAAACUUUUAUUAGAUCAAAAAAGAAUUAAUUUAGAAAAUGCUGAAAAAAUGAGAAUUGAAGAGGAAACUCGGCUAAAAAACCAACAAAAGUAUAUUUUAGAACAAAAAAAUAUUAUUGACCAACAAACAGAUGGUCAUACGUCUGUUAUAUAUACAACAGCACAAAGUGGAUUACAAAAUUUAGGAACUGUUGGAAGUAACAUUUCUCAACAAAAUAUAUCAAAUAUUUCAAACCAACAAAAUUUACAAGAUUUUAUUAAUCAAGUAACAUUACAAAAUGUUACAAAUCAACAAAAUCAAGAACGUUUACUUGAACAACAACGUUUUCAACAAGAAACUGACAUGGUAAGGGAACAUAUGGGAAGGAUGAUUGCUGCAAAUAAUUUAAAUCAACCAUGGCAAAACACACAGACUGUAAAUAAUAGUGAAUUGCUCAAUUAUUUGUUAAAUCAAUUUGCAACUAUUAAUCCUCAAUUAUUCAAUCAAUUCCCUAUAAAUCAUGAUACUUUGCAACAACUCCUACAUGGAAAAUCAGACCAAACUUUUCAACGAAUGCUUAUACAACAUCUUGUUAAUCAAUUGCAUUUAUUGCUAAAUCAAAAUAUUAGUCCUAAUAGUCAAAUUUUAACACAACAACAGGUACAAUCUACUCAACAAAAUCAAAAUAUUAAAGAUAAUACAAAUGUUAAUAUGUCAAAUACAAAUUCUGAACAUCAUCAACAACAAAUUGCAUAUAAUACAGCACUAAAUAAUUUAGCUGCUGCUGGUAUUACAGAUGAAAAUCGUCUUCGUCUUCAACAAGAAUAUGCUUCUGUUAUUAGAUCCUUCCAAGAGGAAGAAAGUAAGAAACAAAAAGCUGAAGAGGAUAAAAAAAGAUUAGAAGAAUUGUUAAAAAAACAACAGGAGAAUGAAUUAUUAAAAAAGGAAGCUGAAAAACAACGUCUUCAAGCUGAAGAGUUAUGGAAACGUCAGGAGGCUGAAAAAAGGCAAGCUGAAUUAGAGCAAAUGAAACAAAUAGAAAUUGAAAGAAUGAGAAUUGUUGAAGAAGAAAAUAAACGUAAAGAGGAGGAAAAAAGAGUUGAAGAGGAAAGGAAAAGACUUUUAAAUGAAAAAAUAGAAAUGGAAGCUAGAAUUAAAGCUGAAGACGAAAUGAAAAAAUUAUUUGAAAACAAAAAACCAAAAUAUGAUGAUAAUAAAAAAGUUUAUAAAGUAAAUGAUAUAAUAUGUAACAGAGUACCACAAAAAUUAGAGAAAACAAAAAAUAUAGUUAUUGAAACUAAAAAAGUUCUUACUGUUGAAGAAAAACAAAAAAAAGUGGUCGAAGAUGUACAUAAUAAAAUAAGACAAGAAGUUCGUCAACAAGUUGUAAAUAAUAAAAGUAAAAAACAAGUUAAAAAUAAUGAAGAACAUAAAAAUGAAGAAAAUCGUAAAGAUGUUAUUGUUCUUCAUAAAGAAAGAGUAUUAGAAAAAGAAAAAAUAGGUGCAUUUAUUCUUCAAGCUAAUCAAAUUUAUCAAUUAAAUAAAAAUUGUAAUAUGGACGAAUUUUUAAAACUUUGUAUAUGUUUGGAUCCUUCAACGAAUAUUGAGGAGAAAAUAUGUGGAGAAAAGUCACUUUUCAAAAGAGAAGAUCUUUUAAAAAUACCACCAAAAGUUUUUCUAGAAGAUCUAUCUGCUGAACAUAGACGAGUAUGUAAAGAAUUAGAAGAAGAAGCUAAACGCCUUAAUAUUGAUUGUAAACGAUAUCCAAUAGUUGAAACAAUAUCAAUAAAAAAUAAUGAACAAGGAAUAAAACGUACUGGUGGUCCUAAUUCUAAUAAUACACCCUAUAAAAAACCUUGUUUAGAAAAAGUCAAUAAUUCCCCAAUUGUUUUAAAAACAAAUCAUUUAAGUAAACCAAAAAUUGCACCAUGCCCAAGUACUUUUCUUCCACCAUCAUCAUUUAAAACUUCAAUUCAACAUUCUACUGUUUUAAAACCUAUUGCAACAAAUUCAAUAGUCAAAAGAGAUGUGGUUCCACCAAAAAUGAUACUAGUUCAAAAAACUUCAUGUGGUCAAUUACAACAAAUUCAAGAUCCUUCUACUAUAAUUGUUCCAAAAAUUGAGAAAAGGGUAUCAGUUAGAAAAACAACACCUAUUGUAUUACCAACAAAAGUAUUAAAACCAAUUCUUGUUACUAGUAAAAAGGAAAUUAGUAAAGUUACUCCUCCAGUUAUUGUCAAAAAAACUUCCGUUUGCAAUUUUAAAAAUGGAGAUAAAUCUACGGAAAAUACAACAAAAUGUAAAAGCAAAACCAUUUCUAUGACGCGGUCACAAAUAGAAGAGCGAUUAAAAGCAUUUAGAGCUGCCGCAAAUGUAGCUGCUACUACUCCUAAAAUAGAUGGUAAUUCUACAAAAAAUGAUUCUACUGAAAGUGAUUCUAAUAAACCUGGACCAUCUGGUGUAAAAAUAAAGUUAAGUGAUAAAGAUAUUGAAACAUUAAUAAAUAAAGGUAAACCACGUCAAAAAACGAGUGGUCUUGAGAUGGUUACUAAAAUAAAAAAUAAAUUUGAAAAAGAAUAUUUGGGUGAUUUUAAUGUUGAAUUAGUAAAAGUAGAAAAAGUUGUUGGUGGUAAAAAUAGUAAAAUUACUUUUGAAAAUGGAAAAACUGAAACAAAUAAUCCUAAUUUUCGGAAUGGUUUUUCAAAAAAAAAGAAACACAAAAAAGAUAAAAAAAUAAGUAAAAAAAAUAGUAAAAGAAGAAAAAGAACAAUAAAAUUUGAAGAAAAUGUUGGAGUACAUUUAUUUACACCUAUUUGUAGUGAGGAUGAGUAUGUUGAACCACCAAUUCCUGUUACGGAUCAAGUUAUUUAUGUUGAAGAGUUAAUUAAAAAAGUAAUUUUUAAUCAAAACACUAGUCAAAAGCAAAAAAAUGAAGCUUUAGUAAGAUUGAAUAGUAGAUUAGAAGAUAAACAAUAUAUUAAUUUAAAGGGUGUUGAUGAAAAUGAUAUUUUAAAAGAUAAUUUUAUUACAGAAUUAGUUUCUUCUGUUAUUCAAUUUAAGAAAAAAUUAACUCUUUUAGAUAAAUUGACAGAAGAAGUUAAUGAAGAAAUGGAAAAAUUACCAACAUUUUCAGAUAGUGAAAAACUUAAACAUAAAUUUAAACUGAUAAUUAAGAACGAACUUUUAAAACUUGACGAAGAAAGAAAAAGAAAUACAUACGAUAGAUUAAAAUCAAAAAAAAUUGAUAAACUUAAUUCUGGAAAUGUUUGCAAAGAUGAUUUAAAAGUUGUUGAUGGCACUGAAAAUAAAAGUACACUACCUGAUAUUCCUGAUGAUGUUGAUUUAAGAAAGGAAGAUCUUCAAUGUCAUGAAUUAAUAGAUGGAAAAGAUGUUACUAUGGAAGAUAGUGAAUCAACAACUGAGAAAAAAAAUAUUGAGUUAGAAAAUGUAAUAAUACCAAAAGAAAUUGCAUGUGAUAAUUUAAAAUAUAUUACAAAAAAGCAAGCUAUUUAUAUUUACAAGUUUGUUAGAACAAUACCAUCUGGUGUUAAAAAAAUUUUAAAUGAUAGUAGUUCAUCAGUUUAUGAUGAUAUAAAAAUGGACUACAUUAAAAACAAUCCUUCAUUUAAAACUAUUUGUGAAAUUAAAUUACCAAAAAAGAUAGAUAUGUUGUUGAAAUCUGUUAAAUUCAAUGAAUUAGGUGUACCUAUAUUCAAGUCAAAAAGAGACAUUUAUAUUUGUAAAGUAUUUCUAAAAAGAUACAUAUUAUCUAAAUUAUAUUCAAUUUCUAAAAGAAGAAUAAAGAUAUUGGAGGGUCACCAUCAACGUCUUGAAGAGUUACAUAAGAAACAUGAAUAUGAGAGAGACCUCCAAACACGUAAACAUAAUCGUGAAAAUAAAGAAAUUAAGAUUGAUAUUGAUUACAUGAAAAAAUUUAUGAGUGACAAAAUUUUAAAUGAAUAUGAAACUGAAAAAGAUGUUUCAAUGAAAAAGAUGCUUGAAAAAUUAGAUUUAGAAGAGCAAUAUCAGUAUAAUGAGCUUAAAGAAUGGUCUUUAAAUCGUAAUUUAGUUGCAAAAUGUGCUCCUCCGAGACAUUCAACUUAUUUAAGACGCAAUUUAGUUGAUUCAAAAAAUAUUAUUGAAACAACAAGAAGAGGUGCAAAAAAGAAAGUUGUUAUUGAGGAUCCAAUACCUCAUUAUAUGUUACCAUGUAGUUCAGUUAGAAUUGAUGAAGAUGUAGAGUUAAUGGAAAAAGAAUGGCAAGAUAAACAAGCUACUUUAAAAGUUGAUGAGGAACCAGUUGUUAAAACAAAUAGUAGAAAUAAGAAACCUAAUACUAUAACUGUAAUAUAUGAGGAAAAUCGUGUUAUUCGUGAUGGCAAAAUGUUUUAUAUCCAUCAAAAUGUUUUUUGUGAAUUUAGACAUAUUGGUCAAAUGAUGUGUUAUAUGUUUUUAAUUAAUAAAGAUGAAUGCUUUUUAAGAUCAAGAUUACUUGGUGAUACAAGAAUAUUUUGUGUUUCUAAAAAAGAUUUAGAAACUGGUAGAGUUGUAUUUAAAAGGAAAGCAUCGCAAAAGAAAACUCCAAAAGAUCCAAAUGAACCAAGUCCUGUAAAAUCACGUGCCAAACGUGGUGGACGAACUUCUAGAGGAGGACGUGGUGCACGAGGUAGACGAGGGGCAAGUCGAUCUCGUGGUGGACGAGGUAAUCGUGGUGGUAGAAGAUAA